Molecule: messenger RNA, 852 nt
Organism: Punica granatum (pomegranate)
Lineage: Eukaryota; Viridiplantae; Streptophyta; Magnoliopsida; Myrtales; Lythraceae
Source: RefSeq, a predicted model, not a curated record
AUGGCCGUAAAGCUCUCACCUUUAGCAUCCCCAAAGAACAUCCAUCGCCGGGUCAAUCUAUUCGCCCGCCUUUCCUCAAUCCCAUGCCCGGUCGAUGUCGAAAUUCCUCAAGAAACCCGUCACAGUUCAACCAACAGCUCUGACUACGAGUCCAACAUUAAAUUCUUGAGAGGUAAGCUCGUCCCUGACAAUCUGAUCCGGGUUCUUGGUAGCACCGGGAACAUUGAAUCUUUGGUGAGGAUUUUCAAAUGGGCUGCCCUCCAGAAAAGGUUCCAACACACUGCUGGGACUUACUGUGGGAUGGUCUUGAAGUUGGAUUUGGCCGAAAAAGGGGAGUUGAAGGAUGUUAUAUUUGUGUACAAGGAGAUGGUGAAAGCAGGAAGAGCGCCGAGUAUUGAUACUCUGAAUUAUUUGCUGGAGGCUCUUAUCGAGGCGGGGUGGAUUGAUUCUGCUUUGGAUCAGUACAGGAGAAUUAACAAGAAAGGGUUUGCUCCGAAUAGUAGGACUUUUGAAGUACUAAUUAAGAAUCUUUUCAAGAAGGGCCGAAUUGAUGAGGUGGUUGUGAUAUUGCCGGAUAUGGUUGAACUUAGGAUGGAGAUGGAUCCGAGUUUUUACACUUGUGUUAUUACAUUGUUGUGCAAGGAAGAUAAACUGGGGGAGGGAAUGCGGUUGUUUAAAACGAUGAGGGCUUCUAAACUAGUGCCGGAUCCAUCAGUUUACAAGAUUUUAAUUCAUCAUUUGUGUGCCAACUUUCUACUGGAUGAUGCAAAUAACCUUCUCGAAGAGAUGAUUGAUUGUGGUGUAGUGCCUUCGGAGGAUGUAUUUGAGGAUAUGGUUAUUGGACUUUGCUAG